UGUUGUGCGACGCCGUUCAUCAUAGUUAUUUUGAUCCUCGCUAAGAGUGACCGUUGUGUAGUGAACGAAGAAUGCAGAAUCAGGAAUCGCAGUUGCCGCACAUGCCAGUGCCACCGCCAAAGAUGCCGGCUUCUUCAAGUCGCAUCCUUUACGAUAUACCUUGUAAAGUUUGCCGAGAUCACUCCUCGGGAAAGCAUUACGGCAUAUUCGCAUGCGAUGGAUGCGCUGGCUUCUUUAAACGAUCGAUUAGGAGGAAUCGACAAUACGUAUGCAAGGCGAAAUCCGAAGGGGGUUGCAUGGUGGAUAAGACACAUCGGAAUCAAUGCCGAGCCUGCAGGCUGGCAAAGUGCAUUCAAGCCGGCAUGAACAAAGACGCCGUGCAACAUGAACGAGGCCCGCGGAAUUCAACAAUUCGUAGACAAAUGGCACUAUACUUUAAAGAACCUGAAAUGAUGGCCAGCUUAGUGGCGCCGUCAGCAGCUUUAGAUCUCGCUUUACCCAAAGCGCCGACCGAAUCACGCGUUCCUGUGCCUGGACCAUCGCCUCAUCCUCCCCUCACUCAUCCUGCAUAUUGCAACGCAUUGGCGAUGUCAAAGAUGCCACCGAAUAUAGCAAAUUUACAUGCAAUGCCAAUUAUCCCUCCAAUCGCCGCCGAGUCUAUGUGCGAGCAGGCAGCGAGAUUGCUGUUUUUGAACGUUCACUGGGCACGGGAUCUGGCGGCGGGCACGAAUCUUGUCAUAGAGGAUCAGCUGACGCUACUCGAAUCUUCCUGGCGCGAGCUCUUCUUACUGGCCGCGGCGCAAAUGCUACCGACUUUGGACCCCACGCCCCUGCUACCGCCUCAAGGUAUCGGGCUGGCGAUCGAGGUGACCCGUUUCCGCGAGACUCUGGCCGGUUUCAACGCCAUGAAUCUAGACCAGCAUGAGUUUGCCUGUAUUAGGGCGAUAGUGCUUUUUAAGGCCGGUCUGGACAGCGAGCCGGUGUCCAGCGGCCGCAGCACUAGCAGCUCCAAUUCACCCAGUCCCGGAAGUCGGCUUAGAGAUCCAGCCUCCGUCGCCCGGUUGAGAGAUAGUGCGCAGCUGGCGCUAGGACAGCGACUUAGUGGGGCCUCUUUUGGGGCCCUCAGAUUCGGCAAAUUGCUGUUACUGCUGCCCAGCUUGCGCUCCGUAUCCACACAUGCUAUCGAGGAACUCUUCUUCAGGCGGACCAUUGGUAUUAUCCCGAUCGAGAGGAUCAUUUGUGACAUGUACAAGGCGUCGUGAAAUCAUCCAGAAACAUCGAACAAGGAAGCUAAAGAGGAAGCGUUUGUUUGUUAUGUUUUUCUUUUAUCUAUAAAGUUGGCGUUAUUUUAUUCAAUAUUGAUGUUCUCUAUUUAUAUGAAGAGAAAAUAAGAAAGAAGAUAUAGUUUAUAUGUCUAAUUUUUUAUUUUUAUUUUAAUUACUUAUUUCUAUAUUUUAUUUUUUUCAACAAAUUAAACUAAACUAAAUGCUAUUUUCCUAAAUACUUCUCCUUUUCUUUUUAUUUAUACAGAGUUGUAUUUAAACAGAUAUCAUCGAAUACAUCCGAAAUCAAAUUUUGCUCUCUCAAAUAAGCAAAUAAAUAGCAAAUAAAUAUCCGUAUAUGCUAUAUAAAACUAUUUAUUUGUUUAUUUAAGAAAAUGAAAGUGAUUUUGAAAGUAUGACAGUCUUGAUAAUUUAGCGUACAUCUCGUUUUAUUUAUUGCUUAUAAAAUUUAUAUGAAUGUCGAGAAUAGGAUCCAUUUUCAAGAUAUUUUCAUUAUAUGCAGUGUACUAUAUAUCUGCCAUUAAUGUUACGGUAAAUCUGAUAUAUAACGACAUUAAUUUAAUUCCGUACUGUUAUUGAAAGUGUUUCUUUUUUAAUUUGUUUCAUUUAGAAUAAUUAAUCUUUUUAUUUAGAAUAAUUAAUACGUUAAAAACGAUAUUAAUAUUAACAACGUUAAUAUAAAUUUUAUAGGGCAUAAUUAAAAUGAUGUAUGUUGAAUUAUCAAAAUUGUCACACAAAGUACGUUACGAACGAAUGUCAUCUGUCAUGACAAAAGUAAAUCAGUAUCAAUGGGCAUGUAUCAUUAUCAUUACUAAAAAAUUAUUUAAUAUAGUAAAAAUGUAAUAUAAUAUAUAUAUAUAUUGUAUAUAUAUAAUUUGAUAUUUGUAGAUAUUGGUAUAUUUGUAAAUCUUUGCCAUAUAAGAGAUGUCAUUCAUCUUUAAAUACUUUAAAUAUAUUACAUUUUGAUAUUCAGAUUUUGUCUGCAAAUGAUCUCAGAAAUCUACUAACAGAUAUCACAGAAAAUCUGAAAUACUAUUAUUGUCUCUAAUAUAUAUCUUAUACACGAAUUUAUUUAAAAUAAUGAGAUUAUAUGCUUGUGUAUGUGAGAUAAUUAAAGAAACUCAAACUUUUCAAUACAUUAUCUAAUCACAUUAUUUAUUAAUACAAUUUCUCUCUCUCUCUCACAAAAAAAGAUUUUAAAAUAAAGUCUUUAAUUAUAAAAAUGUUGCGAAACGCGCAUGAAUAAAAGCAAACUGUGAUGAGAACAUAUCACGCCAACUUAUAGUAAACUUCAAUAUAGUAUAUGUAGAGAAAUGUAAUUUUAAUUGUAUAUUAUUAUAAUUUUUGUAUAUUAUAACAAUAAUAAUAUUAGAUUAUUAUACUUUUCCUACACAAGAUAUGUCAGAUGCAAUAAUACUGCAACAACUUUAUUAAAGAACUUCAUGCGCUUAAUUUUUGCGUAUAAUAAAAAAAUGUAUAAAUUUUAUCUAGAUUAAUGCACAUUGAUGUACAUUAAAGUUUACAAAUUGAUAUAAACAUAACAUAUAUAAACAAUUGGAAAAUUUGAAAAUAUGGAACAUAAUUUAUCAUAAUUAUUUGGAAAAAUGAGUUAAGUAUUUCAUCACAAAAUAUGUGUUGCUGUAACUUUCAUUUUGAUUUAUAAUAUAGAUAAAAAUCUUUUUAGGAUAAAUUUUAAUCUACAUCAAUGCGCAUUAAUAAUGCUGUUAAUCUAAUUUGCUAUCAGAUAAGAAAGAGAAAAAAAAAUAUAAAGCUACGAUUAUACAAAUAUGAAAAAUAUGUAACA
This is a messenger RNA of Cataglyphis hispanica, 3087 nucleotides long. It is a transcript of the gene tll, whose product is annotated as nuclear receptor subfamily 2 group E member 1. Gene Ontology annotation, molecular function: zinc ion binding; nuclear receptor activity; RNA polymerase II cis-regulatory region sequence-specific DNA binding. The record is from RefSeq and is a predicted model, not a curated record. NCBI's taxonomy places the organism in Eukaryota, Metazoa, Arthropoda, Insecta, Hymenoptera, Formicidae. The coding region runs from base 72 to 1262 and encodes 396 amino acids. Gene Ontology annotation, biological process: cell differentiation; positive regulation of transcription by RNA polymerase II; anatomical structure development. The transcript has 4 exons.